Messenger RNA from Lodderomyces pseudojiufengensis, 1674 nucleotides. RefSeq lists its product as uncharacterized. The transcript has a single exon. Lineage: Eukaryota; Fungi; Ascomycota; Pichiomycetes; Serinales; Debaryomycetaceae. Bases 1 to 1674 code for a protein of 557 amino acids. The record is from RefSeq and is a predicted model, not a curated record.
AUGUUCCAAAGGUCAUUAUGCUUUAAAAAUUAUAAAUUAUUAGUUCGGAGUAAUUCAAUAAGAUCUUAUCUGAAUCUAACAAUUAAUAAUGUCAAAAGACAGAUACCACCACCACCAAAAAAAUCCAAAUUUUUCAAAAAGUUAAUCAUAACCACAACUGCAAUAGGUAUUACUGGAGGAACAAUAUAUAUAAUAGAUAAAGAAUACAAUUCAAGUCUAAUAACAAGAUCAAUUCGAGCGUUAUAUGUUUUAUUAUGGAUUGCUUAUGAAUAUGGAUAUAAUUCUAAAAAUUAUAAAGAUUUAAAUGAAUUACAUGAAAUUGCAAGUGAAAAAUUAUUACAAAUGUUAACUUUAAAUAAAGGUUUAUAUAUAAAAUUAGGUCAAGCAAUAGCAAAUCAAGGUAAUUUAUUUCCCAAAGCAUUUCAAGAAAAAUUUCCAAAAUUAUAUGAUGAAGCACCAUUUGAUUCAUGGGAUAAAAUGAAUAAAAUUUUAGAAAAAAAUUUAGGACAAGAUUAUGAAACUAAAUAUUUUGAUUGGAUUGAUCAUAAACCUAUAGCAAGUGCAUCUAUAGCUCAAGUUCAUAAAGCAAAAUUUAAUUCAAAUUUUGGUUCAAAAGAAAUUGCAUUAAAAAUUCAACAUGAUUAUAUUGAAAAACAAGUAGUUGUUGAUUUAUUAAUUUAUAAAUUUAUAAAUAAAAUUUAUGAAAAAGUUUUUGAUGUUCCUUUAAGUAUGUUUUCAAAUUAUGUUUCUGAACAAUUAAAUAAAGAAACUAAUUUUAUAAAUGAAAUGGAAAAUGCUGAAAAAUUGACAAAAUUUAUAGAAAAUGAUUCAACUUUAAAAAAUUUAAAUAUUAAAAUUCCUGAAAAUUAUCCUGAAUUAACUACUCGUCAAGUAUUACCUGCUGAAUGGAUUAAUGGUAUUUCAUUAACUGAUAAAAAUAAAUUAAUUAAAAAUGGAUUUGAUUUAAAACAAUUAAUGAAUCAAUAUAUUAUAUUAUUUGGUAGACAAAUUUUUAAUUAUGGAUUUGUACAUUCUGAUCCUCAUCCAGGUAAUUUAUUAGUAAAAUUUGAUGACAAAGGUAAACAACAACUUGUAUUAUUAGAUCAUGGAUUAUAUAUUACAUUAAAUGAACAAUUUAAAUUACAAUAUUGUCAAUUAUGGAAAGAUUUAUUUAUAUUAAAUAUAAAAGGAAUAGAAAGAAUAGGUAAACAAUGGGGGAUAAAUUCAACAAGUAUAUUUGCAACAAUAGUUUUAUUAAAACCAAUAAAGCCUAAUAAAACCGAUGAAAGUACUGAAAAACUGGAUGUAUCUGAUUUACUCAAGGAUUUAAUUGGUGAUAAAUCAAAAUUUCCAAUGGAAUUACCAUUUUUAGCAAGAACAAUGAGAAUGAUUCAAAAUAUAAAUCAACAAUUUGGAUCACCUGUAAAUAGAAUUAAUUUAUUAACUAAUCAAGCUAUAAAUGAAAUUUAUUCAAAUGAUAAAAAGCUAUCAAUUAGUGGAAUAAUAGAAAUUUAUAGAAUCAAAUUUAGUAUGUUAUUUUCUGGUAUUAUAUUUGGAAUUAUAAGAUUUAGUCAAUGGAUUAGAGGUGAUUCUAAGCAAAGUAAAGGAUUAGAAGAUUAUAUUGAAAUGUAUAUGCAAAAUACAGCUAAAAAUUUGGGUAUUGAUUGGUCGUGA